AUGGACAUGAGCCAGAGCAUGAGCCAGACCCAAAAUCACAUGCUGCACGGGCCUGCUCCUGAAGACCGCCAGCUGCCGCCAUCCUCAUCGUCCCUCGCACACACGCACCACAUUCUCCCACCUGCUUCUGCAUCUGCGUCUGCUUCCACUUCUACUUCCACCAUCUCUAAACCCAACAAGCACGUCCUCUCCCACGCUCGCUUUAAUCCGACACACCUCCCGUCCCAGCUGCCUUCAUAUGCUCCCCCGAGCUAUGCGCAUGCCCAAUCCCACGAUCCUAACCUGCUGAGGUUUCCCGACGUCCCGACUACCGAACUUGCACCCAUCCUUCCCGCCGCCAAACACAAUGACAACAUUGGUCACAACUUGCCAUCUCUCUCGUCCGUGACAGGCCCUUCGCCCCCGCGAUUCGCUUCCAUCCUUACCCCAUCACAAUCCACUGAAACGCAGCAACACCAGCAGCAACACCAACAGCCACAACCUCAAUCAACCACAUCCUCCCUGAAGCGGUCAUCGACGACGACAGUGCCCCUCACACACUGGCCGAGCCUCAACCCUCUUACGACGUACUAUACACCUAGUCAUGCCCAGUCCGCCGACUCGCCUGCGAGAAUGGACCUCGACAUAAUUAGUAAUAGUGCCAUGAGCGCAGCAUCUCCAGACGGUUUCUACGAGGGACGCGCUGCCAGUGUCAGCCUAGAUGAUCCCGAUGUGCGCAUGGCAGCUGAAGCCCUGGGAGACCUGCGAGCCGACUUCAUCAAUUCACCUCCCGCCCGCCAUACUCCUCUGCCGAGAGCCUCGCCGGCCCUAUCAAUCACCUCAAAUCCGCAAGCCAAGUCUGAAGAGCCUCUAUUUUCACUCCUGACAACAUCCCACCCUUUGCUCGCGACAACCAUCGAGGGUGCCACAUCAGCUUACAACAACUCCAAAAACUUCUCCCCCCGGUUCAAGUCCAGCGCCGAAUAUGUGGAGGGUUACUUGACGCCAAUCGCCAACACUGUCGGCACGGUUGGACGGAAAACCGGCGUCGAGGGUGGUGUACGCUGGUUUUUGGGCGCUGGUCGACGGCAUCAAUCUAAUGACAUCGAGGCCGCCGAGGGAGGGUCCCACAAGCGGCGCAAGGUUGAUACGGGCGAAGACCUGGCUAGGCUCAUGAUCGAUGCGCAGAGCAAUGUCAUGCCUGAUGUCGACUCUCCUCGUGACCCUUAUGUGUUCAAGCACGACCGGCGACUUUCGAGGGCUAGCACCAUUGAUACUCUGCCAGCAUAUGACGAUUACCGCUCCCCGGCCUAUAGUGAAAAUGAAAAGGCUGAGCGACCCACCUCAUCAAAUGCGGCUUGGCAAUCUCGCCUAAUCAUGUCAACUUCCGGCCUGAGUGUUGCUAUGAGCGAUGAGAGUCUCAGGAGCCUAAAGUACUGUCUUCGAUGGUUGCGUUGGGCGAAUGAGCACAUUGGUGGGGUCAUCAACAAUCUCAAGACCACACUUGAACAAUUCGAGAAGCCGGGUCAACCUCAACAAGAAGAGCCGACGGCUGUUGCGAAUGAUGGAGACCAUGUGAUGGUUGACAGCCAGCCUGAGCCAAUGUCUGAGCAGGAACGCACAAUGCUGGCGGCCAAGAUCGCGUCGCUCAAAGGAGACGUUCUCAAAACACUGCAGAACGUCAUCGUGACUGUCUCAAGAUAUGCUGGCGGGGCUCUACCUGAAAAUGCUCGUCUACUCGUUCGCCGUCAUCUGACUACUCUCCCCCAGCGCUUUCGCUAUGCAAGCAUGGUCGAACAACAACAAGGCGAGAAGGUUGGCGACCAGGAGGCGAUGCGCGAGGGUGCGCACCGUGUGCUUGUUCUCGCCAAGGAGGGUCUCGACAUGAUGUCGCAAGUCAGUGGCGUUCUCGAUGGUACCAUCGUAAGUGCCGAGGAGUGGUGUGAGAGGCUUGGAAAAAAGAAGCGGGAUCAACGCGAGGCGGUCCUGCCCCAAUCCCAACCCCAAGAGGGCGACGUCAAGAUCGCUCUUGUUUGA
Messenger RNA from Colletotrichum orchidophilum, 2016 nucleotides. RefSeq lists its product as uncharacterized. The transcript has 2 exons. Bases 1 to 2016 code for a protein of 671 amino acids. Gene Ontology annotation, cellular component: nucleus; endoplasmic reticulum. Gene Ontology annotation, biological process: regulation of transcription by RNA polymerase II; phospholipid biosynthetic process; endoplasmic reticulum unfolded protein response. NCBI's taxonomy places the organism in Eukaryota, Fungi, Ascomycota, Sordariomycetes, Glomerellales, Glomerellaceae. The record is from RefSeq and is a predicted model, not a curated record. Gene Ontology annotation, molecular function: transcription corepressor activity.